Molecule: messenger RNA, 1017 nt
Organism: Tinamus guttatus (white-throated tinamou)
Lineage: Eukaryota; Metazoa; Chordata; Aves; Tinamiformes; Tinamidae
Source: RefSeq, a predicted model, not a curated record
CCGACUGGGAAGCACAAGGAGACCCCGCUGUACAUCCUGUGCACGGCUGGCAUGAGGCUGCUGCCCGAGAGGCAGCAAGCUGCAAUCCUGGAAGACUUGGUGACAAAUGUGCCUCUGGAAUUUGACUUCCUCUUCUCCAAAUCACAUGCAGAAGUGAUCUCAGGGAAGCAAGAAGGUGUCUAUGCUUGGAUUGGCAUCAACUUUGUCCUGGGGAGGUUUGAGCACAAGGAUGAGGAGGACGCAGUGGUCACGGUGGCUCAGGGGGACCAAGCAGAGUCCUUGGUGCGGAAACGAACGGUUGGGAUCCUGGACAUGGGGGGAGCCUCCCUGCAGAUCGCCUACGAGGUGCCCAGCUCUGGCACCUUCUCCUCCCCGCAGCAAGAAGAGGCUGCCAAGAGCCUGCUGGCAGAGUUCAACCUGGGCUGUGACGUGCAGCACGCUGGCCACAUAUACCGUGUCUAUGUCAACACCUUCCUAGGCUUCGGGGGCAAUUUUGCUCGGCAGCGCUACGAGGAGCUUGUCCUGAACCAGACCUAUGCACACAACAGCCUGCAUGGCCAGCGGACAGGGCUGAGUGCCGAGACACCCUUCCUGGACCCCUGCCUCCCCGUGGGGCUGGAGGACACGGUGUGCUUCAAAUCGGCCUGGAUGUACCAGGUCCUUCACCAGGGCUUCCGCUUCCCCCUGGACUACCCCAGCCUGCGCACAGCCCAGCUCGUGUACGACCGUGAGGUGCAGUGGACGCUCGGAGCCAUCCUCUACAAAACACGUUUUCUGCCGCUUAGGGAUCUCCGGCCAGAGAGCAUCCGCCAAGCACACGCCUCCUGGCUGCGCCUCUCUUUUGUCUACAACCACUAUCUUUUCUUUGCCUGCAUCGUGGUCGUAGUGCUGGCCAUAGUGCUCUACCUCCUGCGCUUGCGCCGCAUCCACCGGCGGCAGCUGCGCUCGGCCCAGCUCGACCUGCUCUGGCUGGACAAGGUGGUGCUGCUGCCGCCGGGCACAGGCCCAGGGCCCUGA